AUGGCUCCCAGCUGGGGCUUGGGCUCCUCCCUGGCCGACUGCCACUUUGCGCACUACUACACCUCUCUGGGGAUGUGGGACUCCUGCGGAGAGUGCCUGCCAGAACUGGAAAAGGCUCGGAGCCUAAUCAAUCUUCUUGGAAGCCACCUGGAGAGGCCCCCUGAACAGGGCAGCUUUCGUCAGCACUCCCGUCAAGACCCCUCUGGUGAGUUCUGCAAAGCAGCGCCUGCUGGAGCCAAUAGGCCCUGUGGGGAGCGUGUGGAAGAUGCUGCUCCCACCAUGUCCCCCUCGGCUUCUCUGGCUCCUGUGACUGAGUACCCAUUACCUCUGGCCUCCACCUUGUCACCAGGCCCCAGCUCCUCAGUUUCCCUUCAUUCCCGCUCAUCCCUGAGUGCCUCUCGGCCACCAGAGCCUUUCCUUCCCUUGGAUGACCUUUCACCCCAGCCACUUGCACUUUCCUGUUCCCCUUUAGUGGCUGCCAAAGCCUCAUGCCUCUCAGCCUCAUCACAGUGGGAGUCCCAGCAAGAGCGCCUGUCUCACCACCCACCAGAGGCCUCGUUCCAGGAAGACCCCACAGACAGACAGGCAGAGGCUUAUGAGCAGAACCUCCUGGAGAUACAUAUCACAAAGAUAAUCAAUGUAAAUAUUUUGAAAAAAAAUGAAAAAGAUACAAUAUGUACAACUCAAAUGAACCCAAACGUGCACUCUUUGGGGAAUACGUGGAGAUCACUGGGUGCUGAGCAGGACACCACAACCCCCCAACCCUUCUGGAGCAUGGAGGAUGAACAAGAACAGCUGCAUAGUCCUCUGCAGCUCUACAGCCAGCUUUUUUGGGGUCUCCCCUCCCUGCACAGCGAAUCCCUGGAGGCUACUGCCUGGACAUCGAAGGGCUCUUCCACAUUACAGCCUCCACCUUCCUUAUUCAAUGGCAUCUCGAGUGCCUGCCCAGUUCCACUGCAGGCUACAGUGCCUCCACUGCCUUCCCAUUCCCAGCACAUGUCUCACUUGGAGUUCCAAUCUCCACCCUUGCUUCCAACCAUGCUUCAAUUACAGCCCCCACCUCUGGCUCAGGUCCAGGCCCGGGGCCAUCUCCCAUCCUCUCUACCAAGCCUACCACCUUCUCCACCUCAGAUGAGCGGCUGUGGAGUACCAUGCCCAACGGCCCAGAAUAAGCCACAAUCUUUAAUCCCAGUUGAGAUUCAACAUCCAGAAAGGCCCUUGUUGCAGAAGCAAGUAGAAAGUGGGUGGGAUUUAUCCUCUGUAGUCAACAGAUCUCAGGAAGCCUUCAGUGUCUUCACAGCCAACCUUUCCAAGGACAGCAUCCUUCCUGAGAAUUUUCCAAUCGGUCCUGAGCCCCGGAAGCAGCUGGAGCCACAUCUCCAAAACUUACAUAUGAAACACAGCUGGGAGCUGUCCCCCAAGAUCAGAGAACCUCCAGAACUAGGGCAACAUCAGAGCGAAUUACUAGGAACAUGUCUGGCAAAGGACAAGCAUGAGCCCUCGCAGCCCACUUCACUCAGAGGUGAAAGCAGCAACGACGCACAGAACAUGGGGGACUCUGGAAGUGAUUUACUGAGGAACUUAGACAAAAAUCUAGAAAACACGCUAAAAGGCCACUUGGGCAGCAAGUUGGGACAGAUGAGCAAGGACCUGAUGAGUGUGCAUGGACCCUGGCUUCCUGUCAGCCACUCUUAUGCCAAGGCUGACACUCACAUGGAAACCAAAAAUCUGGGAAUCUUAAAUGGCUGGGAACCCUGCAUGAACGCCUCCCACGGGGCCUUCUUUCUUGAUACAGACAUUCAAAAGGUGCUGGAAGCACAUGUUACAAAGUUCUGGGUGAAGCACCGGUGGGGCCUGCCCCUCAAGGUCCUCAAGCCCAUGAGUCUCAUUAAGUUGAAAAGGGCUCGGGCCAAACCCAUUCUUGGGAUGAUAAUGGUCCAUAAAAUUAUAUAGGUUUCAAGUAUACAAUUCUAUGAUACAUCAUCAGUAUAUUGCAUUGUGUGCCCACUAUCCAAAGUCAA
Myotis daubentonii (Daubenton's bat) is the source of this 2021-nucleotide messenger RNA. Its product is annotated as spermatogenesis-associated protein 31A6-like. Lineage: Eukaryota; Metazoa; Chordata; Mammalia; Chiroptera; Vespertilionidae. The record is from RefSeq and is a predicted model, not a curated record.